AAAAAGAGAAAAGAAAAUCGUCACCUUCCCUUCUGGUCAAAAUCUUGGAAAAACCUUUUAACAUGUGGCCCAGUUGAUUCGCUCCGACCGGUCACUUUGCGAAAAACACACACCCUCCCCCUUGUUCAGAUAGUUUAUCUUUGUGCAACGGUCUUGUCGCUCACACAACGUUGCUCUUUGGGCCAAAUCAAGGAGAGCGUUCCAAGAGCAGGUAGCCGUGCUUGAAAUACGGGAACAGCCCGGCGCAUGACAGCGGCACCCGGCCUUUUCCACUUCUAGACUUACCUCAUGCGGCUACCCUGAUAUUCUAAUAAAAAAAAAUGCCCGCGUGGUCAUGAGAAGUAUAUGAUGGCCCAGUCAUGUCUCGGCAGAAACGAUGUGCGUAACCCGUGUGAUUUCGUUUAUUUCUGAAGGACCAU
Pyricularia grisea is the source of this 419-nucleotide messenger RNA. RefSeq lists its product as uncharacterized. The transcript has 2 exons. The record is from RefSeq and is a predicted model, not a curated record. Lineage: Eukaryota; Fungi; Ascomycota; Sordariomycetes; Magnaporthales; Pyriculariaceae. The annotation marks the transcript as partial.